Molecule: messenger RNA, 438 nt
Organism: Hyaloperonospora brassicae
Lineage: Eukaryota; Oomycota; Peronosporomycetes; Peronosporales; Peronosporaceae
Source: the annotation of a GenBank genome assembly
AUGCGCGUGACCUCCGUCUUCCGGGUAACUACUGCAGCCGCAGCCGCUCUCCUUCUCGCUGGCUGUACAACGCAGUCCGUCGAGUCCAAGGCAGCAUCUGGCAAUGCGCGUUUUCAAUCCCCAGAUAGCACGGCCCCGAGUGUGGACCGAACCAGCGUCGCGCGGUCUCUGAAGAGCAUGGAAGCAGCAGCGAGAGCAGCACCCGAAGAGCGGACAGUUGCGGCAACGACAGCUGACGCCAAGUCGAUCGACUCGAAGUUGCUGGGGGACAUGAGUCACGACAAGAAGCACGCCGAGAAAGUCUUUAGCAGCUGGUUGCGAAACGGUCAAGACAUGCACGACAUUGAGAAGCGGCUCACAACACACGACCUGGUCAGCAAGUACAGAGGCGUGCUCGACCAGUACGACAGCUACUGCCACGAGCAUGUUGGCGAAUAG